AUGUUGAACCUUGACGACUGUACGCGCUUUCAUAGCGAUAUAGCCAUCAUAGCCUCCCACUACAUCUCUCAUCUAGCCAGAUGUUACGUUGUGACACAGGAAUCACUGAAGAUCUUGGACGGGGUAACGCACGCAGAGAUCAACAACUUCACUUUUCCAUUUAAUGGGGUGGUUGGUUCGACUCUUGAACAGCACAAGUCACUCACCAUCUCUCCUUCUGCGGUGUCUGGAAGAAUCAUCAAUGCUCAUUUCUAUCUCACCAGCUUAAGCAUAAACCUAGUACUGGUCUUCUCGCCGGGUUGGAUCUGUCAUAUUUCAAACCAUGUGCUCGUACACAUUGAGAACUUGCAGGAGAACCUUUCGGCGAGUACCAUUUUUAACUACAAGAAUGAGUAUCUCCUGACCGUUUGCAGCGCGAAAAGUAUAAACGUACUUACCCUUGAAUCAUUGUCUCAGCGCACACACUUGUCUACACCAGCAGUCACCUUGUCAGGCAGCAGACAGGAAGUAGACACUGACGAGCAUAGCUACCCUGUCGAGGUAGUAGUCUCAUGGCCCCUGCAAGCUGUUCUCUAUAACACUGGACACUGCGGCUUGUAUAAACUGCAAGGCCUUGACAAGCACUCUCUAGGCUUGAACUUGGUCUUCUUAGGGCUGUUGGAUUUGCUGCACGUGGACUCUACUGAGACGAGAUAUGUUACAUCGUUAUCUAAUCUUUCUAUAGCAGGCUGCAUACAUACGACCACUUCCUCUGGUGAAGCUGCACUCAGCUUCGCUUACAUCUACUAUUUAGAGUCAUCCGUGAGAGUAGAUACCAUGGACUUAGCUGCCUCAAUUCGUUCUCUAACCGAAUCAGGUUUUUCGUCAAAGAUCCGUGCCAUGCGUACCGAGUUCUUAUCUCUCCCAACGCCAUCAGUCACUGCCCAGUUUUACAAUGUCUCCGUAGCUUCACCCUUGUCCCAGCUCUUUCUCACAUCGUCUGCAAAUACGCUUCCAACUAAGAUUCUUUCUCUCUAUGCGACUGAGCGUCACUUAGUAUUGCAUCUAAUGGACGAUAGUGUCGCGGUAUAUUCGAUAACAAAAGUAGACACUGAAGCUAGGGUAGUGUCUCUGGCAGAUGCAGAAGCAUUUCAACCUAUCCACAGGCAUAUGCGGUCCCGGCUGGCCAGCAGAGCAUACAGUCCAACAGAAGUGGAGUUUAUAGUUGAGAAUGACGCCACAUUUGAUCGCCAUAUAGUGUUGGAAUGCCGUAUCAAGCAAUUGAUAAAUCGCUCUCGCACUAACAACGCAAUCGUUGAGAACCGUGUCCCCUUUUUAGCUAAGUCUCUGGGGCAUGUUGGCACUAUCAUGGGGGUUGACGACCCUGCAGACCAUACAUCUUCCGUCGAGACUGCCUCUACUCUUCCACAGAUAAGGUUUAAGCCGGAAGAAAAAGGUCGGGACAUGCUAGCUGUUAUCUACUCCUCAACGGUGUUUUUCUUGCCUGUGGCUUUUCUGACGAUCCACGGGACUCCCGGUCUACCAGCUAACUUUCUUCCUGAGAUCCUAACGACGUACAGCAUGGCACGAUUUGGGUGCACAGGAGAAGACUCAAGGGCUGAUUAUCUUAAGGAAGAGCUAGACAUCCAUUCAGAUAAUGUGAAAGAAAUGCUAGCAUCGGAGAAUGCGUCUUCUAUCUACGGUAGUAUGCAAAUCACACCACAUCCCCUACUCCUUCCAACACAGAAGUCCAGAGACAGGCAAAAGUACUUAUCUAUAGUCCAAGCCAUGUUUCCCGAACAAGCGUUCUUUUUGGAGGAGGUUGCCCGCAUGGUCAAUGACCCUUUUUACCUUGACAAUGCCGACUACCUGGUGUGUAUGGGAUCACUCUUGGCAGUAUUUAACUCUUUCCGUGCGGAGCAACGCACACUAGAGCUGCGUAGCUACGACGCGGGACUCAAAAGUGUGAUGGCUGCCAUCUGCACAACGUUCCCACCUGUGGCAGUCAUCAAGAAUCGUUUCAUUAUUCUUCCGCAGAAGACAAAGAUAACAGCCGGGUACGGAUUUUCGACCAAAAUGCCAAAGACAAACUCUUUCAAUGUCAUGCUACCAGCCUGGGAUCUUCUGCAGCACACAGUUCUCUCUGCAAAGAUAUUUCCGAUGACGCUUUCUGGAAAGCAGUUUCUCCGUGUAUAUCGCCAAUUGUCUCACAGAGGCAUUUUGUCAUUUGUUGGCUGCGGUACGGCUAUUAACAAUGCAUUUUAUGUAUUUACUGAAUCACCGCCAAAGAUCAAACUAUCACGUGUCUUCCAAUAUGACGAGGAGGCUCUCCAACUCUUUAGGUCCGAGCGACGAAUCAGGGUCUUUAUUCGUUCGCUUCUUCAGGCUAUAAACUUCCUCUACUCUAAUGACACAAAGCUUAUCCACCGUGACCUCCGGCCAAAUCAGAUAUGGGUUAAGAAGAACAGCAACGGUGACCCCGUGGCGAAGAUCUACCACAUGGGGUUUAUGUACCCUCUCUCUGCCAACGAGCCUAUGGAACACAACACCAUCUGGGUUGCCCCGGAAGUGGUUUGUGGGGGAAUAGACACCAAGUCGGACAUCUGGUCUGUCGGCACUCUUACCUUCAGACUACUUGAAACUCUGGUUAACCUGCAUCAGGGACGGCGUGGCCACAACCUCAACAACCUCUUCUGUCCAUCGUUUGCUGAUAUCUCGAAGGUCCCUUCUUUCGCGCCCGGUAGUGGAGAGCGAAGCCUACUUGUAGCAAACAAUUCUAGCGUUAUUUAUCAAAUGAUGCUGAUGUCUUCUGACAAGGUAGAGGUUGCACCAAACAGAUAUGCUGUUUAUACAGUGAAGAACUGCGAUGCCGCAAUAGAGAAGGCAAAGGUGCCAUGGAGCAUGCGAAGGGCUUACUUCGCCUCAACCGGUAUCCUCCCUUGGUACGAUUUGAACUAUGCAAAACCUGGAGCACAGAAGGAGGAGUGCGGAAAUCUGGACACUUUCUUUGAAACGGCGAUCUACUCGCAGAUCAUUUCUGCAAAUGCUGUGGACUUUAUCAAGCGCUGCUGGACCUUUAACCUGGAUCUUCGCUGGAGCCCAGAGCUGAUGCUUACUCAUCCGUGGCUAGUCUCGCGGCCCAAACAACUGUUGAUCCAGAACUAA
Molecule: messenger RNA, 3144 nt
Organism: Giardia duodenalis
Lineage: Eukaryota; Fornicata; Diplomonadida; Hexamitidae
Product: Kinase
Exons: 1
Coding region: 1-3144 (1047 amino acids)
Biological process (GO): protein phosphorylation
Molecular function (GO): protein kinase activity; ATP binding
Source: RefSeq, a predicted model, not a curated record